Molecule: messenger RNA, 1437 nt
Organism: Colletotrichum spaethianum
Lineage: Eukaryota; Fungi; Ascomycota; Sordariomycetes; Glomerellales; Glomerellaceae
Product: putative secreted beta-glucosidase
Exons: 3
Coding region: 1-1437 (478 amino acids)
Source: RefSeq, a predicted model, not a curated record
AUGAGGCUCUCUACUAUUCAGGCCGCCGUCAGCUCGGCCUUGAUUCUGCUGUCCGCCCAGCCCGCUGAAGCGCAUGAUGGCUCUCACCGCCACCUUCACCAGUUGAAGAGAGGUCUCGGCCCUAACGAGAGGAUUGAGACGCUUGCCGAGAGGACUCUCGUGGAGAGGACUUCCGACGGCAAGGCUAUCUGUAGUCUGCCCAGCGAUGGCGAUCUGGUCAACGUGCCAGGUGCCUCCAACAAAGGCUUCGCUAUGAGUCCCGAUCAGGCUUGCGUUGAAGGAAGCUACUGCCCGUUUGCAUGCAAGCCGGGCAAGGUUAUGGCGCAAUGGGAGCCGGGUUCGUCCUACACGUAUCCGUCUUCAAUGAACGGUGGCCUCUACUGUGGAUCUGACGGCAAGGCCGUGAAGCCCUUCAAGGACUCACCUUACUGCGUCGAUGGCGCUGGAACUGUUGAGGUCUACAACAAUUGCGGCAAGACCUUGUCGUUCUGUCAGACUGUUCUACCCGGCAACGAGGCCAUGCUCAUUCCCAGUGUCAUUGACAAGUCCAUCACCCUUGCUGUUCCCGACCCCAGCUACUGGUGCAGCACAAGUGCUCACUACUACGUCAACCCACCUGGUGUUACGGAUGAGGGCUGUAUCUGGGGUGACUCAUCAAAGGCUGUCGGCAACUGGGCUGCCUACGUUGCAGGCGCCAACCAGGAUAGCCAAGGGCGCACUUUCGUCACUCUUGGUUACAACCCCAUCUGGGAGGGUUCGGCCCUCAGCAGCACGAAGCCAACCUAUGGCGUCAGGAUCGAAUGCCCCGGAGGUGGUUGCAACGGUACCCCUUGCGAAAUCGACCCCUCUUCCAGCGCAAUUGGAGAUGUCACCAGCAACCUUGCUGGCACUGGCGCUGGCAACGCCAAGUACUGCGUCGUUACUGUCCCCAAGGGAAAGAAGGGCCGCAUUGUCGUCUUCCCUCUGGACGGUUCUGGUGGCAGCAACUCGGAUGCGGAUGAAAAAAAGGAUGACAAGGUCGAGAUCAAGGUGGCCAAGUCUACACCGUCCCCGACGCCGACUCCGACUCCCACUCCCACUCCUACGCCGACGCCUACGCCGACGCCGACGCCGACCCCGUCAUCGUCAUCGUCUUCUUCCGUUGCUCCGACCUCCAAGAGCUCAAGCGCCAAACCCUCCAGCUCCGCUUCUUCUGCUCACUCCAAGACUGCAACUGCCACCGUCAUCCCCGGUAUCUUCCACGAGAACGACAACUCAACGACUACGUCUGUUGAUUCCGAUGAUUCCGACGUGACGACUUCUAAGCCGACUGCCGCCACCGAGACGGAAGAGUCCGCCCCCGCGACCACCUCGAAGGAGAACGAAGGCGCCAAGCAGGGUGGUGGCGCUGUUGCCGGUCUCAUCAUCGCGGUUGUUGCGGCUACUUUCCUGUACUGA